GUGAGCGGUGCCGUCCGGUUGCGCGAUGCAUUGUGGGCGCGGCUGAGGAAGUAAAAUGGCGGACCUGGCAAACGAAGAAAAACCUGCCAUUGCUCCACCUGUCUUUGUAUUUCAGAAGGAUAAAGCACAGAAGAGAUCUGGAGAUGGAUCAAGUCCAGAAGAUGGAGAUGAAUCUGAUCGAGAGGAUGGAAGUUACUGUCCACCUGUAAAACGUGAGAGAACUUCAUCGUUGACUCAGUUCCCUCCUUCUCAGUCAGUAACAAAGAACAAUGUCUUUAUGCCGUCAAGUUUCUGUGAACCCUCUACAGGCAAUUCUGACUCAGAACCAGAGGAAAAGAGCAGUGGAUUCCGGCUUAAGCCACCAAUACUUAUCCAUGGUCAGGCACCUAGUGCAGGUCUCCCUAGCCAGAAACCGAAGGAACAGCAGCGAAGUGUGCUCCGUCCAGCAGUGUUACAGGCACCACAGCCAAAAGCUUUCUCACAGAUGGUUUUCUCCUUUCAGAAAAGAAACAUCUUAAAUGUUCUCAGCAGUGGCACCAAUGGUGUAAAUAUCCCCCCAGAUUCUGCAGCCAUAUCAGAAUCACCAAGUGAUGCAACACUGAAAAGUUCCAACUCUGAAGACAAGGCACCACAAUGUCAGAAAAAGGAGUCCAACAAUACUUCAGAUGAUGACAGCUGUGAGAAGGCUGAACUAAAUGCACACCAAGCAUUUGUUUUUGGGCAAAAUUUAAGAGAUAGAGUUAAGCUAGGAGAUGAAAGCGAUGAAACUACUGAUGUGCAGAAUGCUGGUCUUCUGACAUCAGAUAUACCUUCUGCAACAAACUAUUUUCUACAGUACAUCGGUUCCAGUGUAGAGAGCUCUACAAACAGUGCAGAUGCAUCUAGCAACAAGUUUGUUUUUGGACAGAACAUGAGUGAGCGAGUCCUAAGUCCACCAAAAUCAAAUGAAGGUAGUACAGAGAGUAAUAAGGAGAAUGCUUCUACAGAGUCUGGGUCUGAAUCGUCUUCUCAGGAGGCCACACCAGAAAAAGCUAAUAAUAUUUCAGAAUCACUGGCAGAGUCUGCAGCAGCCUAUACUAAAGCAACUGCAAGGAAGUGUUUAUUAGCGAAGGUAGAAGUGAUUACUGGGGAGGAAGCUGAAAGUAAUGUGUUACAGAUUCAGUGCAAGCUGUUUGUAUUUGAUAAAAGCUCUCAGUCUUGGGUGGAAAGAGGUCGAGGGCUCCUGAGACUCAAUGAUAUGGCCUCAACAGAUGAUGGAACAUUACAGUCUCGACUGGUGAUGAGGACUCAGGGGAGUCUCAGGUUAAUCUUAAAUACCAAGCUCUGGGCUCAGAUGCAGAUUGAUAAAGCCAGUGAGAAGAGUAUCCGGAUCACCGCCAUGGAUACAGAGGACCAAGGAGUUAAAGUUUUUCUUAUAUCAGCAAGCUCUAAAGAUACAGGGCAGUUAUAUGCUGCAUUGCACCAUCGGAUCUUGGCCUUGCGCAGUAGAGUGGAACAAGAGCAAGAAGUCAAGAAUGUAGCACCUGAGCCAGAGGUAACACAGUCAAAUGAGGAAGACAGUGAUGAUGAUGUCAUUGCACCUUCAGGAUCAGUUGGAAGUGGUCCUAAUGAUGAAGGUGAUGGGCAGAACACUGGCAGCACAUAGCAGAUGUGAGCCAAUCUGCUUGCAAGGCUGCUAUGAACACCAUCUUGCAGGCGUCUCUGGAUACCCCAGGCCAGCAAUUACUUCAGGCGGUGUUGAAAGCUCCAAGACUUAAGAACUGUGCAUCUCUGUUCUGUUUGUUUGGGUUUUUGGUCUGGAUCAGUAGAUUCCACACACACACAAAAAAAAAAGCAGACUUGGAAGCUACCUGAAUGUGGUUUGGGACGUUGAAGGCUCAUCAUAUUGAUGAGCAAAAAAAAAAAAAAAAAAAAAAAUCCAACCCCAAAACAAUAAAAACACAAAAUGCAACCACCCCCAACCAUUUUCCCUCUUCCUUGUAAUUAAAAUGGCACAUUACAGCUUGUCACAGCUUUUCAUUGGGACCUUUUGGCUGUUUCUUCAGUAGUUCAUGUCUUGCAGGUCUCCAAGAUAGAACUUUUCAACACGGUUCCAACUUGAAUUCUGCUUUUAUAACCCCUACUCUCCUUUAUGCAGGGAAACCUGGUUCUCAUCAGCUCCUAUGCUCACUGGCUGCCCUUUUGGGUUCUUUUUUUUUUUGUACUGCAGAUGGGGCAGAUUAUGUUUUUACCUUUUAAUCCCAACAUAGGUUGUGGAUGUGGACAUCAUUGUUUGCUGUCUAGUGGGUUUGUAAACAGAAAGAAAGAAAACAUUGUGUUUCACCAGAAAAGCUUUUUUAAUGUGAUAAUAAGAAACUUUAAAGUCUGCA
Molecule: messenger RNA, 2369 nt
Organism: Pseudopodoces humilis (Tibetan ground-tit)
Lineage: Eukaryota; Metazoa; Chordata; Aves; Passeriformes; Paridae
Gene: RANBP3
Product: RAN binding protein 3
Biological process (GO): protein export from nucleus
Source: RefSeq, a predicted model, not a curated record